Molecule: messenger RNA, 654 nt
Organism: Necator americanus (New World hookworm)
Lineage: Eukaryota; Metazoa; Nematoda; Chromadorea; Rhabditida; Ancylostomatidae
Exons: 4
Coding region: 1-654 (217 amino acids)
Biological process (GO): anterior/posterior pattern specification; negative regulation of transcription by RNA polymerase II
Cellular component (GO): nucleus
Molecular function (GO): DNA-binding transcription factor activity, RNA polymerase II-specific; RNA polymerase II cis-regulatory region sequence-specific DNA binding
Source: RefSeq, a predicted model, not a curated record
AUGAACCCCGCCACGCUGUCAUCGGUAGGCUUCGAUUUCGGAGCGUCUGGCAGCCAGCCAGAAGCAAAUGAUCACCUGCAGAGGCUAGCUGCCAUGACCCAAGGAGUUGGCAAAGACGAUCAUGAACAAACAGCAGCUCCCUCCGCAGACGCUGCCUUGUACACAGGUGCAGCAGCGUAUAUGCCUGGAUAUGCCGGUUGGCCUAACUACUACCAGCAGUUUGGACAACCACUCGCUCCUGCAGCAUUUUCUGCCUGGCCCCCGCAAUGUUAUGCCGCUCCACAUUGGCCCAACUAUGCUGCGUCGAAAAAAGGCAGACAGACGUAUCAACGGUACCAGACAUCAGUGCUCGAGCAAAAGUUCCAGCAAUCAAGCUACGUGAGCAAGAAACAAAGGGAAGAGCUACGACUACAGACGAACCUCACCGAUCGACAAAUUAAGAUUUGGUUUCAAAAUCGACGGAUGAAGGCGAAAAAAGAAAAGCAACGGAUAGAUGACCAUGGAGAACAUGCUCCACUGUUGCCGGCAAAUCCCCCGAAAACCCUGUUAGACGAUGAUGAUAAGAAAUGGCACAUGAGUGCCACACAACAAACCACAGCGGCAUGGCCACCGGCGCCACCGCAUCCCUAUCAGUAUCCAUUAUGUCCCCCAUGA